GCUUUUCAAGUGCGUGGCGCAACCAUUUUUUGUUCAAUAACAAUUUUCAGUGUGAUCUCUGGUCGUAGUGAUGUGCUGAGUGCGGUGGGUGGCGGCCAUUCGAUGCCACAUCUGGCUUUUACCGAAUCGGUUACACCGCAAUCAAUGGUUUUUCCACUCAAUAUCGAGGAUGUCGAGGGUGAAGAUGCGCUUUUCACAAAGAAGCCGCGUCCAAUCAGCCGCCGAGCGCCGCCGUCAUUGUGCCUCUUCUACUCAACUCCUAUCGUCAAAUACUGGCUAUCGCUUCUGUUCCGAUUACUUCAUAUAGCGCUUCUUGCCUAUUCGAUUUUAUUGCCCGGUUGCGGUAACCUGACAUUGGAUGCGAUUGUUUGGAUGUGGACGUUUAUCGCUUGGAUUGAAGCGGUCUGGGUGCUCAACAUGCGCAAUCACACGACGCCGCUUUCGUUGAUGCCGUGGCGGGUGUUCGACUGCGCACUUACGUUAGCGUUUUUGGUUUCGAUGCUUCUAUUCAAAUUUGUUGGAGACAGUGUGGUUUCGGAUUUCUUUUUGCUUUCUACUGUGUAUCCUGUACGGGUUUUGUCGUCUUUCUUUCUGCUCUAUUGGUGCUAUGCCACAAUUUUCUUCUACAUUCCUCUAUCGGAACUAUUUGGUCCAAUUGUCGUCCGAGUGAAGCUGAUGAUUCUCAGAGACUUCACAAAUUUCCUUAUUUUGGUCGCUCUGGUGAUGUCUAGUAGCCGCAGCGUGCAAUUCAAUGCUGUACUCUAUCCAGAUCGGGAUAUCUCCGUCUCGGUGGCGCGAUCGUCACUCUCAUGGGUUUGGUUGUCGCUGUUCACUACCGACCUAUCCAGUCGAAAGAGUCUGACACUUGUAAAAAAGCGUUCCUGGGCUCUCCGACGUCUUACUGUAACUAUGUUGGCGAGUAUGGGAACACCUCGUGCCCGUCACAGUCCACAGCUGGUUAUCUUCGUCCUGGAUUUGCGUCCACCACUUCCACCUCCACUUACACCGCUAUUCUUUUUCUGCAUGGCCUGUUGCCGAGCUGGUGGACAACUUGGCGGUAUGAUGUCCACCUAUCCAGAUCAUCCAGACGUUGACCAUCGAGAACGGGGUCGUUCAAACGUGCGAUUUGGGUCCGUCUACCGUAAUCCGUCAGUACCGGCAAAAAAGAACGAAUUCGUGAAUUCGUUCUGGCGUCAGCUGAUGAUCGAUCGAUGGAGAGAGGAGACACAAGUGAAGACUGCCGAUAUUGGCAACGCUGAUACCAAGAUCAUCCAGAAUCAACUACGUAUGCUGGCACUGAACAACGCCUACUUGGGAGCUGAACGAAGGAGUAAAUCCGAGAUGGAUUGGUACAUACCGGUACACAGAAUAUUAAUAUCGCUGUCUGUUCCAUCAAUGGAGAGAUCUUGGCAGGUUUUGCUCCCGCGUUACUCACCACCGUUCUACUGUCGUCCAGCAGAGGAAUUUCCAACAGACGCCGCGAAGCACGUUGAGGUCGCUACAGAG
Molecule: messenger RNA, 1506 nt
Organism: Ostertagia ostertagi
Lineage: Eukaryota; Metazoa; Nematoda; Chromadorea; Rhabditida; Trichostrongylidae
Source: the annotation of a GenBank genome assembly